AUGACGAACCCUGUUCAAUAUACUCCACCUUCUUCGCCAUCAUCUACAGCUUCAUUUUUUGAUAUGAGCGAUGGAGAUGAGGGCGGGUACAACACGGUCGCCCAUGCUCGGUCUGGCCGUGGUGUGAAGCUUCUCUACUCCAAGAGCAAGGUCUACGUUCAUCCUAGCUCCUCUUCAAAAGAUAAUAUUCCUGGCUUCAUCGCCCUCCUACAACAAAAACCCGUGCCUUCCUCCAACCCAUCCCCAUCACACCAUGUCGACCCAACUUCCUACCUACUAGCCUGGGUGCCCGAAUCAUCACUUGGAGAUGCAUAUGAUACCUAUGUGAAAGUUGAUCUGUCAGAUGGUGACUCCCCUCCGCGCCAGCGAUACCUUGUCCCGGCCCUUCCGACGACAACAACUCACAAGGACCCCAUCGGCCUAUACUCGUUUGCGGUACCCGUCUCAGAGAUCUACUCGCUUUUGGUGCGCCCUCCGAGCCUCGGAUGGUGGUUCGGAAGCGUUGUGAUCAAUACGCGCGCAGGUGACAGCUUUCCAGCGCUGUUUUUCCACGACAGUGAGUGCGAAUCGACAAUACUACAGAAGAAGAGACGGGUGAAGGAAAGUUUCGACCCUUUCGAAAGCGAUGGGAAUCUAUUCUGGGGUGGAGAUGAAGUUCUCCGGUGGUUGCGGAGAUAUGUAGAGGUCCAGCGCUCAACUGUGGAUAAGAAUGUAUACCUGAUCAACCCAUCCGAUGAGGACCAGCUGUCAUUUGGCAAGGGCUGGUCCGGUGGGGAUGCGAUGCUGCCAUCCAAGGCGCAUCCUGAACCCGCAGCAGGCCCGAGUACGGGUCAGAGAGAUGCCGGCAUGGAUCCCCUUAUGAAGACUCUCAAAGAGACUCGGUGGAAGGUGCUUGAGCAGUUGAGCAAAAUCACCACUUUUACGCGACGAACCGCAAAUGAUCUCGCUGAUAACCCACGCAUUCCGACACAAGUACGCCGCCUUAUGAAGAAUCCGGAGAUCCAAACCCUGCAGGAUGAGUUCGACAGUGCUAGGUUAUAUCUUGCUCGCUGGGCAAUGAGCAUCGCCGAUCAAAGUGAGAAAGAAAGGAACCAGCGUAUUUGGACAGCACAGGAUGUUCUGGAGUCGGAGAAUAGCGCUGUGGGUGAAUUUGAGAUUCUCGAGCUCGAGACUGGGAAUCUUGGCCUCCAAGAGCGCCGUCGCAUCGUCACAAUUUCAGAAUGGGAGGGUUUCUUUGACCCCACAACUGGAAGAUUGCAGUUAACUGUGGAAGAGGUCAAAGAACGUAUCUUCCACGGUGGACUUGAUCCAAAUGAUGGCGCACGGAAGGAGGGAUGGCUCUAUCUUCUAGGAGUAUACCCAUGGGAUAGCAGCCGGGAGGAACGCCAGGCAGUCAUGAAUUCCAAGAGAGAUGAGUAUAUUCGGUUGAAGGCUGGGUGGUGGGAAAGAAUGGUUGAGGGAAAUUCGAAUGCCGAGGAAUUUGAGCAUUGGAAAGAACAGCGGAACCGCAUAGAGAAGGAUGUACACCGCACUGAUCGGACUAUUCCUCUAUUUGCCGGGGAGGACAUUCCCCAUCCUGACCCAGAUUCUCCAUUCGCUGAUACAGGCACCAAUGUUCACCUGGAGCAGAUGAAGGACAUGCUUCUAACAUACAAUGAAUACAAUCCGGACCUGGGUUAUGUUCAGGGAAUGAGUGAUCUACUUGCUCCAUUGUACGCAGUGAUGCAAGAUGAUGCAGUCGCUUUCUGGGCAUUUGUGGGCUUCAUGGAUCGCAUGGAACGAAACUUCCUCCGAGACCAGUCAGGGAUGCGUUCUCAGCUACUAGCCCUUGACCAUCUCGUUCAACUCAUGGACCCUCAGCUUUAUCUCCACUUGCAAUCAGCUGACAGCACAAAUUUCUUCUUCUUCUUCCGCAUGCUUCUCGUCUGGUAUAAGCGCGAGUUUGAAUGGAGCGAUACCCUUCGCCUGUGGGAGACACUAUGGACAGACUAUUUCUCCAGCAGCUUCCAUCUCUUCAUUGCUUUAGCCAUUUUAGAGAAACAUCGCGAUGUUAUCAUGGAUCAUUUGAAGCAUUUCGAUGAAGUCUUGAAAUACAUCAACGAGCUUUCAAACACAAUGGAGCUUGUUCCUAUUCUCACCCGUGCUGAAUCGCUUUUCCACCGAUUCGAGCGCUCAGUUCAAGCCAUCGAUAAGAAAGACAACUUCCCGACGGCCCCUACAGCUACGCAGCGUCGGACAUCAGGUGUCACCAGCCCGGGACCUGGAAAGGGAAAAGCUCCUCAAAAUUCCACCGUUGCUUCCACGAGUGGGGCCAAUACCGGUUCAGCACUUCAGAGAAUUAUGGACGCUGACAAGCCAAAGGUGAUCUCACCAGAGCUACGGGAACUGCUCAGCAAAGAUAUCCCCUGGAGACGCCAGCAACAGUCAUAG
Messenger RNA from Penicillium malachiteum, 2430 nucleotides. RefSeq names its product GTPase-activating protein GYP7. Gene Ontology annotation, biological process: activation of GTPase activity. Gene Ontology annotation, molecular function: GTPase activator activity. The coding region runs from base 1 to 2430 and encodes 809 amino acids. The record is from RefSeq and is a predicted model, not a curated record. The transcript is spliced from 5 exons. NCBI's taxonomy places the organism in Eukaryota, Fungi, Ascomycota, Eurotiomycetes, Eurotiales, Aspergillaceae.